AUGAUGACGUCUGUAUAUUGUAAACUUACCCCCUGUCAAGAUAUAAAAUGUAUAGUAUUAACGAAAGACCUCCAGCUAGGAGACCACAUUGAGUCCAUAUGGCAAUGUACUCGCAUAAACGUUAUUUAAAAACAAAAUGAGAAGUAUUAUUAUUAUCUGUUCACUGUUAUGAUAUUUACUAGACAAGUGUUAGUAUUAAUUUACUAAUGGACCUACAAACAUAUCGUGGAUGUGUUUGCUAAGGUUUGGACGAAGACAAUCAUAUCUAAAUCCAGCGAGAUUGCAAAUGGUACAUAUUUAUACUACAACUUCUAUUUUAUACAAUGAAACAUAUGUUUAAUGGCAAUAAAAUGCUGGACAACGUCGAUGAAGAUACUUCGUGCUCAUGCAAAUGGGAAAAUUGUGAUUUAUACAUGAACAAAACAGAACUAUCGAAGCAUGUAAUUAGUCACAUAGUUCCAGAAUCUCAAGGACUAUUUUACUGUAAAUGGGAAAAUUGUACGAGAGGAAACCGAGCUUUUAAUGCCAAGUACAAAAUAUUAGUUCACAUACGUACUCAUACAAAUGACCGGCCACAUCAAUGCUACAUUUGUGGAAAACGGUUCACUCGUGCAGAAAAUCUGAAGAUACACGCUCGGUCACAUACAGGCGAGAAACCGUAUGUUUGUUCAGUGAAUGGAUGCAACAAGGCGUAUUCUAAUACAAGUGAUCGCUUCAAGCACACCCGAACGCACUUCAUCGAAAAGCCGUACGCUUGUCGAAUGAAAAGCUGCCUGAAAAGGUAUACAGACCCAAGUUCGUUGAGAAAACAUGUUAAAAGUUUUAAUCAUCAAGUAAAAAUGAUAAGGGGUUACCUGUACAUUUUAUUUUUCGAGACAGAAUUUGUGCAACCCGAAAAAAUACACUGGACACUACUUCGUAUUUGGGACACAACUUGUUUGCAACCUUUUAAAUUUUCCCAUUUGGAUCACACACAUAAAUAAUAUGACAUUGGUUGUAGAACAACAGCCUCGUGAAAUAACAGUUCGCUCCACCACGAAUUGAAACCUACCAAAAUUCAUUAUAUUAACUGACCUAUACAUAUUUUGUUCAAAAUUAUGUGUCUAUCAAAUGUUAAUGUAUAUAU
Sipha flava (yellow sugarcane aphid) is the source of this 1126-nucleotide messenger RNA. RefSeq names its product zinc finger protein GLIS2 homolog. Gene Ontology annotation, biological process: smoothened signaling pathway; regulation of transcription by RNA polymerase II. The record is from RefSeq and is a predicted model, not a curated record. Gene Ontology annotation, cellular component: nucleus. NCBI's taxonomy places the organism in Eukaryota, Metazoa, Arthropoda, Insecta, Hemiptera, Aphididae. Gene Ontology annotation, molecular function: RNA polymerase II cis-regulatory region sequence-specific DNA binding; DNA-binding transcription factor activity, RNA polymerase II-specific. The transcript is spliced from 5 exons. Bases 324 to 983 code for a protein of 219 amino acids.